This is a messenger RNA of Ceratosolen solmsi marchali, 2121 nucleotides long. RefSeq names its product septin 7-like protein pnut (gene pnut). The transcript is spliced from 9 exons. Bases 127 to 1884 code for a protein of 585 amino acids. NCBI's taxonomy places the organism in Eukaryota, Metazoa, Arthropoda, Insecta, Hymenoptera, Agaonidae. The record is from RefSeq and is a predicted model, not a curated record. Gene Ontology annotation, molecular function: GTP binding.
AAUACUAAUGUCAUCUUGUUUCUCUCGCCCACCUCCUCCUCAUCCAUUCCCGUACACCGUGGCUUUAUCGCCUCACUAUCCCGCUCUCUUUGUUUGGUUUCCGGUGCGUCAAUUCAAUCUCCGCGGAUGCUGCGCAUCCUGAACGCGAAACACUGUGCUGGAUUUUCGACUUGUCGUCGUAACGGGUAUCGUCGCCAUCAUCGCUUCCACCGCUACGAACAUCGCCAACCUCGGCCACAUCGUCGCCAUACCGGCAUCCCAACGUUACGCAUGCCCCGCUCAAACACCACUGUCCUUACGCUUACAGCGAUUCAGUCGAAGCGCGAGCUUUUCUUCAAAGGCGGUAGUGGCUCGCUGACCUCGCCCCCGGCUGUGCCGACGGUGCCCUCGGUGCCGCCGCCUCAGCCCCCGGCGAACUCCAACACAACGACGCUGUCGGCAUCGACAGCCACAGCACCCCCGGGCGCUCCGGCCAAGCCACGACAGCUCUCCUCCAUCACCCAGACCGACGCCUGCGAGGACAGCAACAAGCGCGAGUCCGCGAGGGCCGAGCAGCUGAGCGCCAAGGAGGCCGCGAACGCUAUCUCACCCUCGGCGAAAUCAGCCCCACCCACGAAAGCCAAGGAGCUCGAUGGCUACGUCGGCUUCGCUAACCUGCCUAACCAGGUCUAUAGGAAGGCUGUGAAGAAGGGCUUCGACUUCACUCUCAUGGUUGUCGGUGAGUCGGGUCUCGGAAAAUCCACCAUGAUAAAUUCGCUGUUCCUCACGGACAUCUACAGCGCGGAGCAUCCGGGCCCCAGUCUGAGGAUGCAGAAGACCGUUGCCGUGGAGACGAGCAAAGUGCUGUUGAAAGAGAACGGGGUGAAUCUCACUCUCACCAUCGUCGACACACCCGGGUUCGGUGACGCUGUGGACAAUAGCAAUUGCUGGCAGCCCGUGAUCCACUACAUCGAGAGCAAGUACGAGGAGUUCCUGAACGCGGAGUCGCGGGUGGUAAGACGCCAGAUACCCGACAGCCGCGUCCAUUGUUGCUUGUACUUCGUUGCGCCCUCGGGCCACGGACUCAAGCCCCUCGACGUCGAGUUCAUGCAGCGGCUCCACGACAAAGUCAACAUCAUCCCCGUGAUUGCUAAAGCUGACACCAUGACACCUGACGAGUGUGUCUAUUUUAAGAAGCAAAUAUUAAAUGAAAUAGCUCAGCACAAAAUAAAAAUAUACGAAUUCCCGGAAGCAGAGGACGAUGAAGAAAAUAAAAUGCACAAAAUCCUAAGGGACAGAGUUCCUUUUGCAAUUGUUGGUGCGAACACAGUUAUUGAGUACGAUGGGAAAAAAGUACGAGGUAGAAAGUAUCCUUGGGGAGUAGUAGAAGUCGAAAAUUUGGAACACAAUGAUUUUAUUGCUUUACGGAACAUGAUUAUUCGCACACAUUUGCAAGAUUUGAAAGAUGUUACGAAUAACGUUCACUAUGAAAACUUUCGAUGUCGUACCCUGGCUGGGCUUAGCGUUGACGGAAAACCCACAAGAGUAUCCAAUAAGAAUCCAUUGGCACAACUGGAAGAGGAAAAGAGGGAGCACGAUAAUAAAAUGAAAAAAAUGGAAAUUGAAAUGGAGCAAGUAUUUGAAAUGAAAGUUCGAGAGAAAAAACAAAAACUCAAAGAUUUAGAGACAGAUCUUCAGCGAAGAAACGAUCAGAUGCGACGGUCUUUGGAACAACAAGCAAAGGAGCUCGAGGAAAAGAGGCGGGCGUUCGAGUCGGAUAGGUCAGCUUGGGAGCAACAAACUGGGCACAGUAUUGAGGAAUUGCGUCGACGAAGUCUCGAAGCAAAUUCAAAAGAAGCGGUCGACGGCAAGGACAAGAAAUACAAAAAGAAGGGCCUCUUCUAAAGCAUCUCUAAGCUGCAUAAUACAGCCAAAGAUCCAAAAGCGGUCAGUUUGGUAUCAAACACAGGCGGAUAAAGAAAAAAGAAAUAACUAAUUUAAAAAUGAAAAAAAAACUAAUUAACCGAAAGCCUUUAUAUGCGCGCAAAUUGCAUAAAUGUAUAAUUGUAGCCUGUCGCGUGAAUCGAGUUUUAUGCAGAAUAUGAUAAGCAAAGACUUGCCGAUUUUUCGUGCAUAUUGGGG